AACACUAUAUGGCAAUGCUGCCCCCUUUGGUGGAACGUGGUCUCGGCAAGUCACGUCACUGUUGUUGUGUUUCUUUCGGCAGAUUUUUCUGAAUAUAACAAGCAGAAUAAAACGGCAUUAAACUUUUAGCAUGUGGUCUACGUUCCGGAACAGACGAUAGUGAUACAUAAUUAAAGUGAACGCCGCUUCGGAACCAAAACAAAGCAGAGGUAGCGCUGUUUUGGGGGCUAGCUCCCAACGCUAGUUAGCUUGCUAGCUUCCAUUACGCUCCCUUUUCUUUUCUUUUCAGAUAAAUGUCUCCCAUAUAGCAUUCUUGAUUCGUGUUUAAGCGAUACCGGCUGUGGUACUUCUCACUGAGGCGACCAUGAAUCAGCAUCACUCCCACAAUUCCAGCUUUCAGCACCAGCGGCAAACAUCCAAGAGAUGGAGAGAUGAUCGUGAACAAAACGACAGGGGACAUAAAUCCUCCAAAGCAAACCACCACCGCUCCGAGGCGUCCGCUCGGCCAACGCCACCGAGCGCUCAGGCUUUGAGCGCCAGAAGGGAACUUUACGAAAGACACUUCCCCCUGUACAAGCAGCCCGUCGAAGUGGGUUCCUUUUCCCUGGACUCCCGGCGCCGGUUCUUCAACGACAGCAGGCAGAUGAGGUACUACGCCGAACCGGAGAAAAGCCCGCAUUUUGACCUGAGCGACGGAUAUAGGGACCGUUAUAUCAAGCGGGACGAAAACGUGAAGGAAAAGCUGGACCACAUCCUCCGCUGGAUCUUGGCCAACAGACCAAAGCUCACGCAGAAGGCGGACGCGUCGUCGUCAUCAGCUUUGGACGUGGACUUCGUGACGUGGCGAGGCCAUUUGACCAAACUUCUGACCACGCCCUACGAGACACGAGAAGGAUGGCUGCUGGCCGUCACCAGAUUCAAGGGGACGCUUUACGUCAGCGAAGUGGAAACGGAUGCCGCUCGCCGCGACCGAGAGAAUCGCACCGGCCGGCACCAGGAGAUGAUGUACUGGGGGUACAAGUUUGAGCAGUACAUGUGCACAGACAAAACGGACGGCUCUCCCGAUCCGAGCGGCGUGGUCGACACCAACGAGGCCUUCUGCACCGUGGUCCAAACUCGUCUCUCGGAUCACAGGCUGCUGUUCUCCGGCGAGGUGGACUGCCGGGACAAAGGUCCGGACGCUCCGGCUCCUCCCGCCUGCUACGUGGAGCUCAAGACGUCGGCGGAGAUCUGUACCCCCAAACGGCGGAGCAACUUUCACAGGUUCAAGCUGCUCAAGUGGUGGGCACAGUCCUUCCUCCCCGGAGUCCCUCGCGUGGUGGCGGGCUUCCGGGACGACGACGGCGUCGUCGUCUCCGUGGAGACCUUUCACAUCUCCGAGAUUUCGCGGCUCGUCAAGGCCGAGGACCAGUGUUGGAAGCCGACGGUCUGCAUGAACUUCUGCAGCGACUUCCUGUCUUUUGUCAAGCGUGUGGUCACCCGAGACGAUCCCCGCGUGGUGCAUCUGUUCUGCUGGAACCCCCGCUGUGACGUCACCUACUCUGUCCACAGCGACUCCUCUUAUUCUUUCCUCCCAGACUGGUACGUCAAGGAAAUGAGCUAAAGAUUCUCGGCCGAGAAGUUCCCCGAUGUGCUCAACAAAGACCCCUGACCCAUUUUUGCUGCAUUUCUUUUUUCCAUCCAUUCACAAGGGCAAUGCUAACAAACGCAAAUUGCAGCAUCAGCGCCAUCACGGAAGAAACGGCGUGUACACGCCCGUGCCAUUUUUACAGAACCCAGCGAUGCCGCAUGGCGCAAUCGCAUUAUUGCGCCUGGUGUGACGCACACAACAGGGCGGGAGAAAAGUGUGAGGAAUGUGAAAAUGUCACAGUCACUUUUGAAGAGCCGCUCAGAACAGGCAGUGCGUUGUAAAACUCAGAUCGUUUGUCACUUUUAUUUGUCAUUAUUUUCAGGAAAAUAAAAAUUAAAAAACACUUGUACACAUGUUUCUCAGUGUUUGGUUUACUUUAUAUAACUCGUGCAGCUAUCAUUUUGUCAGGAGCUGACGCGGGAAGUCCGCCAGCUUCGCGCUCAUCACGACGGAUGCAUAGACGGCUUGUGCUGAAUCUUGUAUUCUUUUUACAAGGGGAAUAAACAUCGACGUUGACGGCAAAUCUUGAGAAGUUUUGGGUUCCUUUUUGUCAUCGGUGAAACUGACACGAGUGUUGCUAACGACCCUGCCAAUUGGAAUGCUAAGUAUAUAAAAUGAGGCUUCAGAAUUGGGAAAAAUCAAGCGUUUGUUUCCGCUCUCAAACAUUGCGGGCAUGUUGGAUGAAUGCGUGAACCGCACUUUGCCUACAGUACCCGUUUGAACCGUGAAAAGGUGUCGGUUGACAGUGGCGGAGGAGGGACUCGUGCGUGCGUCACCGGGCGCCGUUUCAAAAAAAAUUGUAAAACGCAAAUGGCGAAAAACAUUUCAACUUGAUAUCUCCACCAUUCAGCACAACAUACAGUUUGCACGUUUAAAGCAGUUACCUUCAAACUUGUAUCAUGCAUUUAGAAACAAAUCUCUGAGUUCACUUUAUUGGGGUUUGAAGUUCGAAUGACAAUGAAGCCAAAU
Phyllopteryx taeniolatus (common seadragon) is the source of this 2599-nucleotide messenger RNA. RefSeq names its product decapping and exoribonuclease protein-like. Bases 365 to 1603 code for a protein of 412 amino acids. The record is from RefSeq and is a predicted model, not a curated record. Gene Ontology annotation, cellular component: nucleus; cytosol. Gene Ontology annotation, molecular function: mRNA 5'-diphosphatase activity. Gene Ontology annotation, biological process: NAD-cap decapping; nuclear-transcribed mRNA catabolic process. The transcript is spliced from 7 exons. NCBI's taxonomy places the organism in Eukaryota, Metazoa, Chordata, Actinopteri, Syngnathiformes, Syngnathidae.